CAGGUUGUGGCCCCAAGGAUAGUUGCCCCAGUGGAUUUGUGGAAGCAUUUGGACCAAAGGAGAAGGAUAUCUGCCCCUCUCGGGGUUACUUGGACCCUAAGGAUAAUUGCCUGUGUGGAACUGCCCCCUCUCAGGCUGACAGACUAAUUGCCCCCCCAUUGGGGCUGCAGGGGGGUUACCAGCACCCCUAGUGGAUUUUUGAGGCUGCCGAAGACUAAGUGCAUUUUGGGGGUGACAUCCCAGGAAUUGGGGAGAUGAGAGACGAUGCCAGAUAAAAUGUCCAGCUUUCUGUACAUCGGGGACAUCGUGUCCCUCUACGCCGAGGGGUCCGUCAAUGGAUUUAUCAGCACCUUGGGGUUGGUCGAUGAUCGCUGCGUGGUGCACCCCGAUGCCGGCGACCUGGCCAAUCCGCCCAAGAAAUUCCGAGACUGUCUCUUUAAGGUCUGUCCCAUGAACCGAUAUUCGGCGCAGAAGCAGUUCUGGAAGGCCAAACAGGCCAAACAGGGGAACAACACCGAGGCCGCGCUGCUCAAAAAGCUGCAGCACGCGGCGGAACUGGAACAGAAACAAAAUGAGUCUGAAAACCGGAAGCUUUUGGGGGAAAUAGUGAAAUACAGUAACGUUAUACAGUUACUGCACAUAAAGAGCAACAAAUACCUCACAGUCAACAAGAGACUCCCCGCGCUGCUCGAGAAGAACGCCAUGCGCGUCUCGCUGGAUUGCGCCGGGAACGAGGGGUCUUGGUUCUAUAUCCAACCCUUCUGGAAGCUCCGGAGCGAAGGCGACAAUGUUGUGGUGGGGGACAAGGUGGUGCUGAUGCCAGUGAAUGCCGGGCAGCCCCUCCAUGCCAGUAACAUUGAGCUGCUGGACAACCCCGGCUGUAAGGAGGUUAAUGCUGUGAACUGUAACACCAGCUGGAAAGUGAAUCUGUUCAUGAAAUUCAGUGACUACAGGGACGAUGUCCUCAAGGGGGGGGACGUUGUCCGGCUCUUUCACGCAGAACAAGAGAAGUUCCUGACAUGCGACGAGUACGAGAAGAAGCAGCACAUUUUCCUGCGCACGACUCUGCGCCAAUCGGCCACUUCCGCCACCAGCUCCAAAGCAUUAUGGGAAGUCGAGGUUGUGCACCAUGAUCCGUGUCGGGGCGGAGCCGGGCAGUGGAACAGCCUCUUCCGCUUUAAGCAUCUGGCGACCGGGAACUACUUGGCCGCAGAGAUAAAUCCAGAUUAUCGAGAUGUCGGGGACCCUAGAGCCACGCGAGAGGGAGAACUGCCGGUGCACAAGAGGAAAUGGCAGGCGGGGGAGAAGAUCAUGUACACCCUCGUGUCUGUGCCCCACGGAAAUGAUAUCGCUUCCCUCUUCGAACUGGAUGCCACCACCCUGCAGAGAGCGGACUGUCUGGUACCCAGGAACUCGUACGUGCGACUGCGGCACCUUUGCACCAAUACGUGGGUGACCAGUACCAGUAUUCCCAUCGACACAGAGGAGGAGCGGCCGGUGAUGCUGAAGAUCGGAACGUGCCAGACGAAGGAGGACAAGGAGGCCUUUGCCAUUAUUUCCGUUCCACUCUCAGAAGUCCGAGACCUCGAUUUCGCUAAUGACGCCAACAAAGUUUUGGCUUCGACGGUGAAGAAACUGGAAUACGGGACCAUCACGCAGAACGAGCGGCGGUUCGUUACCAAACUGCUGGAGGACCUGAUAUUCUUCGUCGCCGGCGUCGCCAACAACGGGCAGGAGGUUCUGGACGUGGUGGUCACCAAACCCAACCGGGAAAGACAGAAGUUAAUGAGGGAGCAAAAUAUUCUGGCCCAGAUCUUUGGGAUCCUGAAGGCUCCGUUCAAGGACAAAGCCGGCGAGGGGUCCAUGUUGCGGCUGGAGGAUCUGGGGGACCAACGUUACGCCCCCUAUAAGUACAUCCUGCGCCUGUGCUACCGGGUCCUGAGACACUCGCAGCAGGACUACCGCAAGAACCAGGAAUACAUCGCCAAGCAUUUCUGCGUCAUGCAGUCGCAGAUCGGAUACGAUAUUCUGGCGGAAGACACCAUCACGGCGCUGCUGCACAACAACCGCAAGCUCCUGGAGAAACACAUCACCGCCAAGGAAAUCGAGACCUUCGUCAACUUGCUGAGACGGAACCGAGAGCCGAGAUUCCUGGACUACCUUUCCGACCUGUGCGUGUCCAACACGACCGCCAUCCCUGUCACUCAGGAGCUCAUCUGCAAGUUCAUGCUGAGCCCGGGAAAUGCGGACAUUCUCAUUCAGACCAAGUUGGUUUCCAUGCAGAUGGACAACCCUUUAGAGUGCUCGGUGCUACAAGACGACAUGGAUGAAGAAGAGGUUUGGUUGUAUUGGAUCGACAGCAACAAGGAGCCUCAUGGGAAAGCUAUAAGGCACCUGGCGCAGGAGGCCAAGGAAGGGACCAAAGCCGAUCUGGAAGUCUUGACUUAUUAUAGGUACCAGCUGAACCUCUUUGCCAGAAUGUGUCUGGACCGCCAGUACCUCGCCAUCAACCAGAUUUCCACCCAGCUCUCGGUGGAUCUGAUCCUCCGCUGCAUGUCCGACGAGAGCCUUCCUUUCGACCUGAGGGCUUCUUUCUGCCGCCUUAUGCUCCACAUACACGUCGACCGGGACCCCCAGGAAACCGUUGUUCCGGUCAAAUACGCCAGGCUGUGGACCGAGAUUCCCACCAAGAUCAGCAUCCACGACUACGACUCCUUCACAGACUCGUCCAGGGACGAAAUGAAGAGGAAAUUUGCCCUCACCAUGGAGUUUGUAGAGGAAUACCUCAAGGAAGUGGUCAACCAACCUUUCCCGUUCGGGGAUAAGGAGAAGAAUAAACUCACCUUUGAGGUGGUCCAUCUGGCUCGGAACCUCAUUUAUUUUGGGUUCUACAGUUUCACUGAGCUCCUCCGACUGACCCGGACCCUGCUGGCCAUACUGGAUAUAGUUCAGAGCCCCAUGUCCUCCUACCUGGAGAGACUCAGCAGAUUCCAAGAUGGAGGUAACAACGUGAUGAGGACCAUACAUGGGGUGGGGGAGAUGAUGACCCAGAUGGUGCUCAGUCGCGGCUCAAUCCUGCCCAUUGCGAUCCCCGAUGUCCCGGCCGGGCUGCACUCCAGCAAACAGGGCGGCGCCAUCGAUAACGAGGACAUUACGGUCAUGGACACGAAGCUGAAAAUCAUUGAGAUCCUACAGUUCAUUCUCAGCGUUCGGCUGGACUACAGGAUCUCCUACAUGCUCUCCAUUUACAAGAGGGAAUUCGGAGAUCAGGGUAACAGCAUUGAGAACUCAACCGUCUCUCCUCCUGAACUGCUGCCCCCAUCAGUUGGGGCUCCUGAUAUUGACGAGAUUGCUGCCCAGGCGGAAACCAUGUUUGCCGGGAGUAAGGAGAAGAACCCGGUGGAGCUGGAUGACGAAGGGGGUCGGACCUUCCUGCGCGUUCUCAUUCACCUGAUCAUGCACGACUAUCCCCCGCUGCUCUCUGGCGCCCUCCAGCUGCUGUUUAAACACUUCAGCCAAAGAGCUGAGGUCCUUCAGGCUUUCAAACAGGUCCAGUUACUGGUGUCCAAUCAGGACGUGGACAACUACAAGCAAAUCAAAGCCGACCUGGACCAAUUACGGCUGACGGUGGAGAAGUCCGAACUUUGGGUCGAAAAGAGCAACAGCUACGAGAGUGAAGAACUGGGGGACGGACAGACUAAGGAACGGAAGGAGCAAAUGAACGAGGAGGCGAGUAUUCUGAGCCCAUUACAAGACGGGAUAAAGAAGCCUCAGAUUGACAGCAAUAAAGCGAAUAAUUACAAGAUCGUCAGGGAGAUACUGAUCCGACUGAGCCGCCUCUGUACUCAGAGCAAGAAGGGUCGGAACCAGCAGCAGAGACUGUUAAAAAACAUGGGGGCCCAUUCUGUGGUGCUGGAUCUCCUGCAGAUACCCUAUGAGAAGACGGAUGACAAGAUGAAUGACAUUAUGACUCUGGCUCACACCUUCCUACAAAACUUCUGUCGGGGGAACCCACAAAACCAGAUCCUUCUGCAUAAAAAGCUCAAUCUGUUCUUAACCCCCGGGCUGCUGGAGGCGGAGACAAUGCGCAACAUCUUCAUGAAUAAUUAUCAUCUGUGCAACGAGAUCAGCGACCGCGUCGUGCAGCACUUUGUCCACUGUGUGGAGACGCACGGCCGCCAUGUUGAGUAUCUGCGCUUCCUGCAAACCAUCGUCAAGGCUGAUGGGAAAUACGUGAAAAAGUGCCAGGACGUUGUUAUGACUGAGUUGGUGAAUGGAGGGGAGGACGUGCUGAUCUUUUACAACGACCGGGCCUCCUUCCCGGUUCUGCUGCAGAUGAUGAGUUCGGAGCGGGACCGGGCCGACGAGAGCGGCCCACUGGCCUAUCACAUCACUCUGGUGGAGCUGCUGGCGGCCUGCACGGAAGGGAAGAACGUGUACACGGAGAUCAAGUGCAACUCCCUCCUGCCCCUCGAUGAUAUUGUGCGGGUGGUUACCCACGAGGACUGUAUCCCCGAGGUUAAAAUCGCCUACGUCAACUUUGUCAACCACUGCUACGUGGAUACCGAGGUAGAGAUGAAGGAGAUUUAUACCAGUAACCACAUCUGGAAACUCUUUGAGAACUUCCUAGUAGACAUGGCCCGGGUGUGCAACACGACCACGGACAGAAAGCACGCCGAUACUGCGCUGGAGAAGUACGUGACGGAAUCUGUGAUGAACAUUGUUAGCGGCUUCUUCAACUCCCCGUUUUCUGACAACAGCACCAACCUGCAGACGCAUCAACCAGUUUUCAUCCAACUUCUCCAAUCAGCGUUCAGGAUUUAUAACUGUACGUGGCCCAACCAGACCCAGAAAGCCUCGGUGGAAUCCUGUAUAAAAACACUGGCAGAAGUUGCAAAGAAUCGAGGAAUGGCUAUUCCCGUAGACCUGGACAGUCAAGUAAACACACUCUUCUUGAAGGCCCAUUCUAACAUGGUGCAGAGAGCAGCCAUGGGCUGGAGGAUCACUGCUCGCAACGGGCCCAAAUACAAAGAGGCACUGGGAAGUCCAUCCCUGGACUACAAGACCAUCAUUGAGAAGCUUCAGGAUGUUGUGGCUUCUCUAGAGAACCAGUUCAGUCCAAUGUUACUGGCUGAGUUUUCGGUUCUGGUAGACGUUCUGCACAGUCCUGAGCGCCUGUUUCCCGAUGGCAGUGAUGCAAGAAUUCGCUGUGGGGCCUUUAUGUCCAAGCUGAUCAACCACACGAAGAAACUGAUGGAAAAAGAGGAAAAACUCUGUAUGAAGAUUCUGCAGACGUUGCGGGAGAUGCUGGACAAGAAGGAAAGUUUUGGGGAGCAGGGCUCCACUCUUCGUAAAAUCCUGUUGAAUCGAUAUUUCAAAGGAGAACAUGGAUCGUCUCUAAAUGGGCCCCUCUCUGUAGCUUAUGGAAAAUCAGUUCCGGCAGGAGCUUUUUCAGGGCAGGAUUCGGAUAAAUCCGGGGUGUCCAUAUCGGAAAUUCAGUGUCUUCUGGACAAAGAGGGGGCGUCGGAGCUGGUUAUCGAUGUCAUUGUGAGCACCAAGAACGACCGGAUAUUCUCAGAGGGCAUCUUGUUGGGCAUCGCGCUGCUCGAGGGCGGGAAUACGCAAAUCCAGAAUUCUUUCUAUAAGCAGCUGGAUAUGCAGAAAAAAUCGGAGAAAUUCUUUAAGGUCCUUUACGAUCGCAUGAAAACGGCGCAGCAGGAAAUCCGCGCAACCGUGUCCGUCAAUACCGUCGACUUGGGCACCAAGAAAAAGGAGGAGGAUUACGACUCCCUGUCCCUUCCCAAAAGGAGAGUAAGAGACUCUCAGUAUCACCUUAAGGAAGGGAUGAAAGGACAACUCGCCGAGGCCUCCUCUGCCACCUCCAAGGCCUAUUGUGUGUACCGGAAGGAGAUUGAUCCAGACAUAGACAUGGUGGGUUCCGGGGUGGAUAACGGCACGGGGGAAGAGAAAUCCGCAGAGGAAUCGGCUGCAAUGAGCCCAGUUAUUGCCAUCAUGGAGCCCAUCCUGAGGUUCCUCCAACUGCUCUGUGAGAAUCACAACCGGGAACUCCAGAACUUUCUCAGGAACCAGAACAACAAGACGAACUAUAACCUGGUGUGCGAAACCCUUCAGUUCCUGGACUGUAUCUGCGGCAGCACCACGGGGGGCCUGGGCCUUCUGGGCCUUUACAUCAAUGAGCGGAACGUGGCUCUGGUGAACCAGACGCUGGAGAGCCUGACGGAGUACUGCCAGGGCCCGUGCCACGAGAACCAGACUUGCAUUGCAACCCAUGAGUCCAAUGGGAUCGAUAUAAUCAUUGCCCUGAUUCUGAACGACAUCAACCCACUUGGGAAAUACCGUAUGGACCUGGUCCUGCAGCUAAAGAACAAUGCCUCCAAGCUUCUCCUGGCAAUCAUGGAAAGCCGCCAUGACAGCGAGAACGCAGAGAGGAUCCUGUACAACAUGAGGCCCGCAGAACUGGUUGAUGUCAUAAAAACUGCCUUCAACCAAGGACUGGAAGGGGAUAAUGAAGAACAUGGACCCGAAGAUCAAGUGUCGCCCAAGGCCGUGGGGCAUAAUAUUUAUAUCCUGGCACAUCAGCUGGCGCGGCACAAUAAGGCUCUGCAGCACAUGUUAAAGCCGGGACUGGAUCCUGAAGAAGGAGACGAGGCACUGAAAUACUACGCCAAUCAUACGGCCCAGAUAGAGAUUGUCCGCCAUGACCGGACCAUGGAGCAGAUUGUGUUCCCAGUGCCCAAUAUCUGUGAGUUUCUGACUAAGGAAUCUAUGUGGCGGGUAUUUAACUCCACAGAGCGAGAUGAACAGGGCAGCAAAGUGAACCACUUUUUCCAGCAGACAGAAGAUCUGUACAAUGAAAUGAAAUGGCAGAAGAAAAUCAGAAAUAACCCGGCCCUGUUCUGGUUCUCCCGCCACAUCUCACUGUGGGGCAGCAUUUCCUUCAACCUCGCCGUCUUCAUCAACCUGGCGGUGGCGCUGUUCUAUCCCUUUGGUGAUGAUGGGGACGAAGGCAAGUUGAUAGUCAUGCGAGGAACCCUCUCGCCAUUAUUUUCCGUCCUUUUGUGGAUUGCGGUGGCAGUCUGUACGGCCAUGUUGUUUCUGCUGCCCAAGCCAUUCGGUAUCAGACCCUUCUUGGUGUCGGUGAUGCUCAGGUCAAUAUACACCAUUGGAUUGGGCCCAACACUCAUACUGCUUGGAGCUGGCAAUCUUUGGAAUAAAGUCGUGUUCCUUGUGAGCUUCGUUGGGAACCGCGGAACGUUCACCAGAGGGUACCGGGCGGUUAUAAUGGACAUGGCGUUUCUCUAUCACGUGCUUUAUGUGAUUGUGUGCAUGCUCGGCCUCUUCGUUCAUGAGUUCUUCUACAGCUUCUUGCUGUUUGAUUUGGUGUAUCGAGAGGAAACCUUACUGAACGUUAUAAAGAGUGUGACAAGGAAUGGUCGCUCCAUCAUUCUGACCGCCGUUCUGGCCCUCAUCCUCGUCUACCUCUUCUCCAUUAUCGGGUUUCUCUUCCUGAAAGACGACUUCAUCAUGGAGGUGGACAGGCUGAAGAACCGGACCCCGGAUCUGGGACACGGGGAGAUCAGAACGUCACCUCUGACCACAAUGAUGGACACUUGUCAUACGGAAAACUGUUCCAUGACUGUAUCUAUCCCAGAUGAAGAUGAUGAUGAUGAUGCCGACGUGGAGCGCGCCUGUGACACCCUCCUUAUGUGCAUCGUCACCGUGUUGAACCAGGGGCUGCGGAACGGAGGCGGAGUCGGCGAUGUUCUGCGGAAACCGUCUAAGGACGAACCGCUGUUUGCGGCCAGAGUUGUGUACGACCUUCUCUUCUACUUCAUCGUCAUCAUCAUCGUCCUCAACCUCAUCUUUGGAGUCAUCAUCGACACCUUCGCCGAUCUCAGGAGUGAGAAACAGAAAAAAGAGGAGAUCUUGAAGACCACCUGCUUCAUCUGUGGGCUCGAAAGAGACAAGUUUGAUAAUAAAACCGUUUCCUUUGAGGAGCACAUCAUGUCUGAGCACUGUAUGUGGCACUACUUGUACUUCAUCGUGCUCGUAAAGGUCAAGGACCCCACUGAGUACACGGGGCCCGAGAGCUACGUGGCCCAAAUGAUUGUGGAGAAGAAUCUUGAUUGGUUUCCCCGGAUGCGGGCGAUGUCCUUGGUCAGCAGCGAGGGGGAGAACGAGCAGAAUGAGAUACGGAACCUGCAGGAUAAGCUCGAGUGCACCAUGAGUCUGGUCAAGCAGCUGUCUGGCCAACUGGCCGAACUGAAGGAGCAGAUGACAGAACAGAGGAAGAAUAAGCAGCGACUGGGGUUCCUGGGAUCUAACGGCCCCCACGUCAAUCACCACAUGUCUCCCCACUGAGAGGCGACUCUUCCCUUCCCGGUUCCCCUGAGACACGGAGUGAGCGGGUGCAGAGGAGCCGUUGCUAUGGGCGCAGAGACAGGUCCCAUGGGUGCGCGGCUCAGUGGGACGUGAGGGAUCGGCAUUCACCCUGCUGCCCCCCCUUCCUGGACAUAACUGCCCCCCAGAGGGACUCUGUACAGACUGUAACAAACUCCUCUUUAUAAAUGAACUCCCCCUGUAUAUCCAGUUUGUGGGUUGGGGCAGAUUUGCACUAGAGCUUUAGUCGGAAUAUUCCGGGGCUGUAUCUCCUGCCCCACCCUUCCAACGCCGUUACAGGCAGCAGCGCAUUGAACAGCUAAAAUGACUUUAUAUGGUGGGGGGCGGGGACCCAUAUCUGAACCAUGUGACAUAUACAGAUACAAUGAGGGGUAAGUGGGUGGGCACUUUCCAUUAGGGGGCGUGGCCUACUUUCCUAUUAACAUAUAUUUAUGUGAGUAGUAGUGACCAGAGCUGUCUAUAGGGGCAACUACUACUAGGUUUUGCCCCAUGGGUGGCAACAAGAGAACUGGACUCAUUUUUUAGGUUUAUAAAAGGGAAAAACUAGGAAUUUGCAGAAAGAUAAAGUAUUUUGUGUUUUAACGAGAGAAAGGGGGUCAUUAUCUGUUUGUAGCGGAUCAAUUAACCCCGGUGUUUCCGUGGAACAUCAUUGGGCGGGAGGUGUAGGUGGGAACUCCAAGCAAAGGGGAACUUAACCUUUUAGUUCCAGAGCAACAUAAGGAUGCGAUUGCCCCCAUCCCGCAAAGAGUUAAUUGUAAGUCUAACUUCCCCUUUAUGGCAGGGGGAGGGGCCUGUUUGAUGGCAGGGGGAGGGGCCAGUUUGGGGCUAAGGGAAAGCUACAGAAAUGCUGAUUUUGCACUAUGUGUAUUUUUUCUUUGCUAAUUUAAUUCCUCGCUAUUUUUAAAGGGGCGGGGGAGACCCCCCCCCCCCGAGUCAUGUGACUUCAUACUGCGCUUGUGGGCGGAUCCCUGGAGCAGGAGACUAACGCGUUGCGGGAUAAGGUUUUAUACACGCAAAGGCCUUUAUAAUAAACCUCCGGACUGUGCUCCCUGCAAA
Messenger RNA from Xenopus tropicalis (tropical clawed frog), 9477 nucleotides. RefSeq names its product inositol 1,4,5-trisphosphate receptor, type 2 (gene itpr2). Gene Ontology annotation, cellular component: transport vesicle membrane; endoplasmic reticulum membrane; endoplasmic reticulum. The record is from RefSeq and is a predicted model, not a curated record. Gene Ontology annotation, molecular function: calcium channel activity; inositol 1,4,5 trisphosphate binding; monoatomic ion channel activity. The transcript has 57 exons. Gene Ontology annotation, biological process: transmembrane transport; calcium ion transmembrane transport; calcium ion transport. The coding region runs from base 265 to 8382 and encodes 2705 amino acids. Lineage: Eukaryota; Metazoa; Chordata; Amphibia; Anura; Pipidae.